AUGUCAGAUAUUUCCAGUAGAAUCCGAGAAUUCUUUGGUUUUCCUAGCUAUGAACCUCUCAAUAAUGAUGGUCAUAGUCAAACUUUUCCGGGUGCAUAUCCAGAGAAUGAAGGAGUGGCACAAGAUACGAAUAGAAACUUUUUUAACUCACAACGACUAAGCAAGUACCUGUUGACUUUAUUAGAUUGGAUAAUUUAUUUGAUUAUAAAACCUAUAGCUUUGAUAUUAGCGAUAAGCUUGAGAGUUCUAGGGAGAUUUUUCAAUAUGAUAUACUUUAAAGAAAGGAAUAACAGGCGUACUUCAUUGAUACAAACUGGAUACAACCAAGGCAAUGAUCCUAUUGAUAAAGUUAACAAAUUCAUAAGAGAAUUGGAGGAUAACUUGAGCCCAGAGAAUUUGCGUUCUGGAAACUCCUUGCCACCAUUUUUUGAGGGAAGCUAUACUCAAGCGCUUUACAUGGCGACGAAUAGAGCUAAGUUUCUAUUUGUUUAUCUCUCUAAUCCACAAAAUGAAAGUUCCUCUCUAAUAUUCGACAAAGUUAUAGCUAACCCUGAAUUUAUUAACAUGUUUUCAAAUAAUCAGAAUCUUCUUAUAUGGGGUGGUGAUCUAACUAACUCCGAAGCAUAUCAAUUGGCAAACAGCUUUGGUGUUACUAAAUUUCCAUUUUUGGGUUUAGUGUUCUUGACUCGAACGACAAGGAUGACACCAGACGGCCCUGUCAAGACUUCACCAAAAAUAACAUUGGUGCUGAAGAUUCAAGGAGGACUUGGUCCAGACGUCGAUCCAAAUGCAUUGAUUGAGCUUAAAUUCAAAAAGAAGAUAAGAAAAUAUGAUGCGGAGUUGUCUCUGAUAAGAAAUCAGUUGAAGGAAAGUUUUAUGAGCCAAGUUCUCUUGAAACAGCAAGAUCUCAACUAUCGUGCAUCAUUAGAGAAAGAUAGGGUUAAGGCCCAAAAAAAGCUACAAGAAAAGAUGAAAAAAAAAUUUUUGGCAUAUAAGUUGGAGUACUUUAACAAUUUGAAUGAGGAAAUUACUGAAGGGAUGGCAAAAAUAGCGAUUAAGCUACAAAGUGGGUCUCGCGUAACUUUUUAUUUUCCUGCUGAAAGUAAAGUUGAGGAUAUAUUCACUUACGUCGAGUUAUUGAAUGAAGGAUAUUUUGACAAGGAAAUUUCGAGCUCUCUAUCGGACCAGCAAGCAGAGGAAGAAUUUAAGGGCUUUGAACCUGACUUCAAUUUUAAAUUAAUAACGCCAUUGCCUCCACGUUCUACUUUAAACGACUUUAUAGAUUGCAAAAUUAAAGAUGUUAAAUGUAUAUAUCCAAACGGUUUAGUGAUAGCCGAGAAUAUUUGA
This is a messenger RNA of Priceomyces carsonii, 1347 nucleotides long. RefSeq lists its product as uncharacterized. The record is from RefSeq and is a predicted model, not a curated record. Gene Ontology annotation, cellular component: endoplasmic reticulum. Gene Ontology annotation, molecular function: ubiquitin binding. The transcript has a single exon. The coding region runs from base 1 to 1347 and encodes 448 amino acids. NCBI's taxonomy places the organism in Eukaryota, Fungi, Ascomycota, Pichiomycetes, Serinales, Debaryomycetaceae.